Gopherus flavomarginatus (Mexican gopher tortoise) is the source of this 792-nucleotide messenger RNA. RefSeq lists its product as uncharacterized. The record is from RefSeq and is a predicted model, not a curated record. The transcript is spliced from 2 exons. The coding region runs from base 3 to 620 and encodes 205 amino acids. Lineage: Eukaryota; Metazoa; Chordata; Testudines; Testudinidae.
CCAUGGAAGCGACCUCUGCUGCACAUUUUUCAAGUCUCCUUACUCCAUCCCGAAGGCUGUCUCAGAUAAGGCGGAGGAAAAAGAAGACACGAGAUGAAAUGUUCUUGGAAAUCAUGGAAGUGACCUGCAAUGAAAGAGCUCAUCUGAAUGAGUGGAAGGACAUGGCAUCAAAUUACAGAAAAGAUGCCAGUGAACAUGAGGACAGGAGGGACCAACGUGAGGAUAGGAGAGAUGCUCGAGAUGAGAGGUGGCGGCAGGAAGAUCAGAGGUGUAGGCAGGAAGAUCAGCGGUGGUGGGAUGCAAUGCUGGGGCUGCUGCGUGAUCAAACUGACAUCCUCCAAUGUCUGGUGGAGCUUCAGGAAGAGCAGCGGGGUCACAGAGUGCCACUGCAGCCCCUGUGUAACCACCCUCACCACUCACCAUGUUCCAUAUCUUCCUCACCCAGACGUGUAAGGACGCGUGGGGGAAGGCUUCGAGCACCUGCCCACUCCACCCCGUGGAUAGCCCAACCAAAAGGCUGUCAUUACAUUGAAAUGUUUUUAGUAGCCUUUUCCUUCCCUCCUAUCCUCCUCCCAAACCACACCCAGGAUACCUUGUCAUUUCUCUUCCUCUUUUUAUAAUGACUUUUUAAUAAAGAAUACAUGAUUUUUAAACGAUAGUGACUUUAUUUCCUUAAGCAAGCUGUAAUCAAAGGGGGAGGGUGGGUUGCUUACAGGGAAUGAGUCAAUCAAGGGGGGAGUCAUCAAGGGGAAACAAACACAACAGUUACACCAUACCCUAGCCCAUGAUGAA